Molecule: messenger RNA, 2316 nt
Organism: Condylostylus longicornis
Lineage: Eukaryota; Metazoa; Arthropoda; Insecta; Diptera; Dolichopodidae
Product: phosphoenolpyruvate carboxykinase [GTP]-like
Exons: 2
Coding region: 227-2158 (643 amino acids)
Biological process (GO): cellular response to glucose stimulus; response to starvation; cellular response to dexamethasone stimulus
Cellular component (GO): cytosol
Molecular function (GO): manganese ion binding; GTP binding; phosphoenolpyruvate carboxykinase (GTP) activity
Source: RefSeq, a predicted model, not a curated record
AAUUCGGUUGGUAACAUUUUGGAAAAAUAUCAAAAAAAAAAAAACACUAAAAUAAAUUAAGAAACGGGAAGCUGACUAAAUUAGUACAAAAAUUGAUUAGAAUUGAAAUUGAAUUUUGUAUUUUAUUUUUAUUAAUUUUGAAAACAUUGUAGUAAAAUCGAACUAAUUAUUUAUUGCUAUAGUACUUUUAUAUAAUAAAUUUAAAUAUAAGAAUAAAUAAAUAAAGAUGAUUUCAUCAAUAGUUCGUGGUUAUAAAGGAUUAAACCUGAUUGGUAUUGCAUAUAAAUUACAGUACAAGCAUUUAAUACCACAAAUAAGGCAUGUCAGUUUAUCUUAUGGUGAUGUUAAUAAUUUAACAUUGAAUGCAAAACAAUUUCUCAACGAAUCCGUUUCAUUAUGUCUACCUGAAUACGUACAUAUUUGUGAUGGAAGCGACACGGAAAAUGAUUUACUCAUAAAAACUUUAAGUGAAGCUGGUACUAUUUCACCAUUACCAAAAUAUGAAAAUUGUUGGUUAGCUAGAACUGAUCCAAAAGAUGUAGCACGUGUUGAAUCAAAAACUUUUAUUUGCACUGAAGGAAAAAGUCAAGCCAUUCCAAAGAUUAAAGAGGGUGUUACUGGUUCCUUAGGUAAUUGGAUAUCUGAAGAAAAUAUGGAUAAAGCAAUCGCAGAAAGAUUUCCAGGUUGUAUGAAAAAUCGUACAAUGUAUGUUAUACCAUAUUCGAUGGGUCCAGUAGGGUCACCGUUAUCGAAAAUUGGUAUUGAAAUCACAGAUUCACCAUAUGUGGCGCAAUCAAUGAAAAUUAUGACACGAAUUGGAAAUAAAGUUUGGGAACAAUUAAGAUCAAAAGAUGAAUUUGUAAAAUGUUUACAUUCUGUUGGAGUACCAUCAAAUGGCGAAGUGAAUAUGCCAUCGUGGCCAUGCGAUCCGGAAAGAACAAUUAUUUUACAUAAAGCCUCAGAAAAUUUUAUUGCAUCUUAUGGUUCUGGAUAUGGUGGAAACUCUUUAUUAGGGAAAAAAUGUUUCGCUCUUAGAAUUGGAAGUACAAUAGCCCAGCGUGAAGGUUGGUUGGCUGAACAUAUGUUGAUUUUGGGUAUAACUAAUCCGAAAGGUGUAAAAAAAUAUAUAGCUGCGGCAUUCCCAUCUGCAUGUGGUAAAACAAAUUUAGCUAUGAUGACUCCAACAUUACCUGGAUAUAAAGUUGAAUGUGUUGGUGAUGACAUUGCUUGGAUGAAAUUUGAUUCCGAAGGAGUACUUCGUGCCAUUAACCCUGAAAAUGGAUUUUUUGGUGUAGCACCAGGAACUUCAAAAGAAACAAACCCAAUUGCUAUGGCGACAAUUUUUAAGAACACAAUUUUCACUAACGUUGCUUCUACAUCUGAUGGAGGAGUUUAUUGGGAAGGAAUGAAUAAAAAAGAAAUUGAAAAUGUUCAAGUUACAGAUUGGUUAGGUCAACCUUGGGAUCCGAAUUCUGGAAAACCAGCAGCUCAUCCGAAUUCUCGUUUUUGUACACCUGCUUCUCAAUGUCCAAUAAUUGAUUCAGCAUGGGAAGAUCCUGAAGGGGUUCCGAUAAGUGCAAUUCUUUUUGGAGGAAGGAGACCUGAAGGAGUACCAUUGGUUUAUGAAGCACAUAAUUGGAAACAUGGAGUAUACGUUGGAGCUUCUAUGAAGAGUGAAGCAACAGCUGCUGCUGAACACAAAGGCAAAGUAAUAAUGCAUGAUCCAUUUGCAAUGCGACCGUUCUUUGGCUAUAAUGCUGGACAUUAUUUAGCACAUUGGUUAAGUAUGGAGAAACGUGGAAAAGUACCAAAAAUUUUCCAUGUUAAUUGGUUUAGAAAAGGCGAAGAUGGAAAAUUUUUAUGGCCAGGCUUUGGUGAAAAUUCAAGAGUAUUAGACUGGAUUUUAAGACGUAUAGAUGGUGAAAAUUGUUAUGUUGACACUGUUAUUGGAAAAAUGCCACGUAUUGACUCAAUUAGAACUGAUGGCUUAAAAGAAAAAGUAGAUUUCAAGGAAUUAUUUACUUUAGAUAAAUUCUUUUGGCUCGUAGAAGUCAAGGAAGUCCAAAAAUAUUUUGAAGAACAAUUUGGAAAGGAUUUGCCGCCAGAAAUUAAAAAUGAAUUGAUACAAAUAAAAGAAGCGUUAUUCUUUGUAGUUUAAAUUUAUAUAGAUUAUUUAAAAAUGCUAUCAUAUGGAAAAGGAACGAGAUUUUUUAAAAUACUUUUGUGAUAAUGAUAUUGACGAUUUUAAAUUAAUUUUUUUUUUUCAUAAUGUCUGACUUAUAUUGUUUUUUUUAUACUGAUAAUAAAAAAUUUAAA